Molecule: messenger RNA, 14214 nt
Organism: Patella vulgata (common limpet)
Lineage: Eukaryota; Metazoa; Mollusca; Gastropoda; Patellidae
Product: huntingtin
Exons: 55
Coding region: 109-9093 (2994 amino acids)
Cellular component (GO): nucleus; cytoplasm
Source: RefSeq, a predicted model, not a curated record
UGUGAUAAACAAAACAAAUUGACGCCAUGUAGACUACUCAAACGUUGAUCGUCAUAGAUUUUAUGAAUAUUUAUUAGCAGAAAACAGUCGUCGAUAUUCCAACCGAAAAUGGCGACUAUUGAAAAAUUAAUCAAAGCCUUUGAGGCUUUGAAAGUUUUCCAACCUGCAGCCAGUGGAAUCGAAGAAAUCACAACAUCAACAAAGAAGAAAGAUCAACCACCAAGUAAGAAAGAUAAAAUGGUGAAUUGUAAUAUUGUGGCUGAUUGUAUUUGUGCUGUUAACAUGAGAUCUGUUCCAGAUUUCCCAAAGUUUUUAGGAAUAGCAGUUGAAGCAUUUUUAACUUUAUGUGAUGAUGUCGAGUCUGAUAUUAGGAUGGUAGCUGAUGAAUGUCUUAACAGAACAAUAAAGACUUUGCUUGAAACAAACCUGGGUCGAUUACAAGUUGAACUUUAUAAAGAAAUAAAGAAAAAUGGAACAUCAAGAACUCUUAGAGCAGCUUUAUGGAGAUUUGCUGAAAUGUGUCAUUUAAUUAGACCAUUAAAAUGCAGACCAUAUAUAGUAAACCUGUUACCAUGUCUUACUCGGAUCUGUCAGAGAGAUGAAGAAGCCGUUCAAGAUACACUAGGAAUAGCCAUGUCUAAAAUUUGCCCUUCUUUAAUGGGUUUUGCUAAUGACACAGAAGUCAAGAGCUUGUUGAAAGCAUUUAUGCCAAAUCUACGUUCAGGGACUGCCGUCUGUCGGCGUACUACAGCUACAUCUCUUGUGCUAAUCUGUCAAUACUCCCGCAAUCCUAUGUCAUUCUUCUCCUAUCUUAUAACAGUACUAUUAGAUCAAGUUUUACCAGUGGAUGUAAAUCAUGAAGUAUAUACAUUACUGGGCGUUAUUCUAUGUUUACGUCACGCUAUACCUGUCAUGAGUUCCACAGAUGAUAAAGAUCAGGGAAUGAAAGGAAGCUUUGGAUUGGUUCAGAAAGAUAAAGAAGAAGGAGUCAGUGCAAUACAAGUUGAAAAGAUAUUUCAGCUGUUAUUAUAUUACUCGGGUCAUACUGAUCAUAAUGUUGUGACGGCAUCUUUAGAGGCACUGCAGCAACUAUUACGCCACCCCCCAGACAACAUACAAUCUUUACUACUCAAGCCUGGUAGUAUUGUCAGAACUCAUAUAUAUCAACAAGAUUUUAUAGAUGAAAGAGAAAGAAUGAGAGUCGAAAGCACUGCUGAACUCUCUGUAAUGGCUGAUGACCAAGGAUUGGAGGAAGAUGCUGAUAUUUCCAUAGCAACAGAUCAACCAAUCAAAUCUAACACGUCUGCUCUAGAUGAUGACAUUGACCAAUCAGAGGAUCUGCCUUUGGAAUCGAUGAAUUCUGACUUGGUUGACACAGAAACGGAUGUUUGUCAAGCUGUUGACUCGUCCGUUAAGUUCACAUCAGAUACAAAUUACUCAAGCCUUGAUAUCGGGGACCUGAAUGAAGAAAAAUCUGAAAAGGUUACACUCUCUCAUAGUCCAAGUCAAGAUACUUUAGUAAGUGUUAAAAGUAUCAGUCCAAAACACCAAACAAGAAGUUUGCUGGAAGUGGCACAAGAUAUGAAUGGAAAUCCAGAAUAUAUUGACACAUCAGGAGCUGUGAGUCCUUUACCACAGAAUGAAGAAAUGCCAACAAUUGAAAUAACCAAAGCAACACCAACAAAAGAGCUGCACGAUUUUGGUGAUAUUACAGACAAUGAGAUGCCAUUGAUAUAUUGUGUGAGAUUGUUGUGUCGAAGAUUUUUAUUAAGUGGAACAAAACAAGGACUGAUUUUAGAUAAAUGUGUUCGAGUUAGUUCCAAAUCUCUAGCUUUAGGUUGUAUAGCAUCGGCUGUUUUUAUGUGUCCAAAGAUAUUUUUAUUAAAAUUACUGCCAGGUGAAUUAGGUGAUCAAGAUAUCCGUGAAGUCGUUUUAUAUGCGUCACAUCCUGACCCUAUUUUAAAAGGUCAAACGUCUGUGGUUAUCAGUAGUUUUAUAAAGGGAGUUUUAAUUGAGGGUCGAGGGGAUUUUAACAAAUGGUUAAAACUGAAUUCACCAGCUGAUAUUGGUGAAGUAUGUCUGGAUAAUCUAGUAGAAACAUUAAUACAUGUGAUAGAAGAUGAAUCUUCAGUAGCAACAAGACAAGCUCUUAUAGCUCUACAGAUGUGUUUAUCGAGUCUUAUAGAAAGUUGUCAUGGUGGACUGGGUCUACAGGUCUUAUUAGAAUUGUUAGAGAUUAGAAAUAACCCAUAUUGGUUAGUUAAAGUAGAAUUAUUAGAUAUUGUUAGCAGCAUUAAUUUUAAAGUUGUAGCAUAUUUAGAAAAUAUCUGUGAAGAAAUAGAAACUGGCAAACAUCAUUAUCUAGGGAAGUUAGAAAUACAGGAAUAUUAUAUACAUAAUGUUGUGUUGCAUCUAUUAGCUGAUGAAGAUACUCGAGUACGACAUGCUGCUGCUACAGCUCUAGUCAAGCUCAUUCCAAAUUUAUUUUUCUCAGUUGACAAUGCUCAGCAUGAUCCAGUGACCGCCUGUGCUCAGGAUAUGACGGAUUGUGCAUUUAGUUGUCUUUCCCAUCAACUGGUGGAGGAUUUACCUCCGAUAGUUCAAGGCUUGGUGAAACCAUAUCAUUUCUCACCUAUAACUAUAGUGAAACAGACAGUAGAAAGUAGUUUAUCCCGUCUUAUACAAGCUUUAUUACAUCAGAUACAUAUAUCACAAUCGAAAUAUCUAACGAAUGGUUGUUGUCAUGCGCUGUGUUUAUUAUGUGAAGAGUAUAUGGUAUCAUGUUACUCAUCGUGUUGGGGAUGUGGUCCAGCUACACAUAUAUCAACUAAAGACUCAACCACACGAUCUAAUAUGAAACGACCUCCUAGUAGAUCUCUCAGUUCUUCAAGUACAUUUAGCCUAGAAGAACUAUCCUCAUCAACUGGUGGUGGACCAUUACCAAUGGUUAUAAGUGUUCUCAUGUCAUCAUCUGUAGCAUUAGAUCUCUCUGCACAUCAAGAUGUACUACAGUUAACAGGCAAUUUAAUGGCAGGUUCAGCAUUUAAAUGUUUGCGGUCUAGUGAAGAAUUAGCUAGUUUAAAUGGUACAGGAGAUGCUGGGAAGUGGGCAGCUAUAGGAGAUGUACAGCUAGGAUCAUUGAUUGAUCAGCUACUAACUCAUGUAGCCAGAUUAAUGAGUUGUUAUAGUCAUGUCUUUGAGGAACAAAGCCCCGGUCCUCCUCAAGUUAAACCCUCAUUACCAUCUUUACCGAAUGCUCCUUCUCUCAGUCCAGUUAAACGUAAAGUUAAGGGAGAUAAGGAGGCUGCAUCACCAGCGGGUAACGCAGCUCAGGCAGACAGUAAAACACCACAGAAAACACCACAGAAAGAUCAGAAAGAAGGAGAGAAGGAGAAAGGGAAGAAAGAAGGACUGGGAACAUUUUAUAAUUUACCACAAUAUAUGAAAUUAUUUGAUGUGAUAAAAGGGGCUUACUCAAAUUAUAAGACAUCCUUAGAUUUAAACAAUUCUGACAAGUUUUGUAAUUUGUUGAGAGUUACUCUACGAGUUCUGUCUCAAAUUUUGGAGAUUACAACUUUGUUUGAUAUUGGUAAAUACGCAGAAGAAUUCCUAGGAUAUUUUAAGUGUACAUUUUCUCUGGAACCAACAUACACUGUUUUAUGUGUUCAACAGUUAUUAAAAGCUUUAUUUGGUACUAAUAUUGCCAACCAAUGGGAGCCAGCAUUAAUAUCUACAUACAACCAACGAUCACGAACUUCACGAUCAACUGGUACUGGUUUUAAACCUGGUUUAUAUCAGAGUUGUUUAAAUCAACCGUAUUCAACACUGACAAAAUCACUAGAUACUACUACAGAUAAAACACAAUCAGAACAAGAUGCCACUCAGAAUCCAUUAAUAUGGUUAAAGAAAAGAGUAGAGAGGAAAGUACCAGCAAUAUUGAAACCUGGCAGUAAAGUUGAUAAAUCAGCUAUAGCUUCAUACAUUCGUUUAUUUGAACCGUUAGUGAUAAAAGCUUUAAAACAGUAUACAGUUACAAGUUCAUUAGAUCUCCAACAUCAAGUAUUGAAUCUACUGGCUCAACUUGUACAGUUACGUGUUAACUACUGUCUUCUAGAUUCUGAUCAAAUCUUUAUCGGUUUUGUUCUAAAACAGUUUGAAUAUAUAGAGGAGGGGCAAAUAAGAGAUUCUGAGAUGUUGAUUCCCCAUAUAUUCCGGUUUUUAGUGAUGUUAAGUUAUGAGAAGUUCCCAGGUAAAGUUAUAAUAGAUAUGCCAGGUGUUAUACAUAGAUGUGAUGGUAUAAUGGCUAGUGGUUUACAGCCAACUAAACAUGCUAUCCCAGCAUUACGACCAAUAGUUUAUGAUCUAUUUUUAUUACGUGGUAAUAUUAAAUCAGAGGUUGGUAAAGAACAAGAUACACAGCGAGAAGUAGUUGUCUCCAUGUUGUUACGUUUAAUCAAUUAUUACCAGGCUUUAGAGAUGUUUGUGAUUGUCCUACAACAAUGUCAUCGUGAAAGUGAAGAAAAAUGGAAAAGAUUAUCUCGUCAAGUUAUGGAUCUGGUUUUGCCAGCUCUUUCUAAACAACAGAUAAAUAUGGAUUGUGGUAAAAGCUUGGAUGUUUUACAUCAGUUAUUUGAGUGUGUAGCACCAAGUGUAUUUAGACCUGUAGAUAUUCUACUCAAGACAUUACUAGCACCACCAGGUGAUAUUAGUUGUGUAGAAGGUUUACAGAGAUGGUUAUGUUUAGUGUUAGCUAUAUUACGUGUUUUAAUGGCCCAGUCAAAAGAAGAAGUGAUGUUGUCACGAUUGUUAGAGUUAAAUCUACCACUGUGUUUAACGAGAGAAUUAAUAAAGCCUAAAGCUGAACCAGUAUCUUUAACUGAUAUUAAUCCUGAAGAAACUUGUGCUUGGUUUUUAUUACAAGCUGUUGGUGUAUGUAGUGAAAUAUUAAAUCGUGAAACAGCUAUAGUAACCAAUAGUCAGAGUGUUUGUGAUUUUCUUGUUACACAGACAUCUCAUUUAUUACUAUAUAUUACAUAUAUGUUUCAAUCAGGGUUAUAUAGAAGAGUAGCUACAGCAGCUAUGAGAUUAAUAAAUCGUGAUCGACCAAAUUGUCUGUACAGUGUGAAGGAAAUUAAUGGUUUUCUACUAGGUUUGGGUACAAGAUGGCCGACAUUAGCUCUUCACUGGAGUAAUAUACUGAUCUUGUUGAACUAUGAUAAUCAAAAACUCUGGAAUCAAAUUUUACAAACACCACAAAAAUAUCAUCUAGUCAUUCCAGGACUUCAGACUGGUAAUAUAAUGGAGCCAUCACGGAAAUUAUUACAGUGUUGUAAUUUAGAAAUAUUAAGAAGAGGAGGUCUUAUCUUAUACUGUGAUUAUGUGGUAGAGAAUUUGAGUAAUGCUGAGCAUAUUACAUGGUUAACUGUCAAUCAUGUUAGUGAUUUAAUAGAAUUAACACCUGAAUCACCUGUGCAAGAUUUUAUAAGUGCUAUACAUCGUAAUCCAGCUGCUAGUAGUAUGUUUGUACAAGCUAUCAAUACAAGAUGUGAUCACGUCACUCGGCCCUCAUUAAUAAGAAAGACAUUAAAAUCAUUAGAAGCCAUACAUUUGAGUCAGAGUGGAUCAUUAUUACAACUAUUAAUAGAUAAAUUUCUCAAUACACAUCAACUAUCUGUUGCCAGAAUGUGUGAUACGAUCGCAUGUAGACGUGUGGAAAUGUUGCUUGUCGAAACAGUUGAGGAAAGUAAACAUCAGCUGCCAUUAGAAGAUUUGGAUAAACUUCUUCAAUUCAUGAAAACACAUAAUCUAGUCAAAAGGCAUGCUCGAUUAGCUUCUCUUCUAGCAAAAUUCCGUACAAUAUUUACACCAGAGACAGAACUGAACCUUUCACCAGAGCGAACCCAUCCACUAGUACUGACACCUGGUGAGGUAUCAGAUAUAAAUGUCAAUAAGGAUUUUUAUCUAUCUAUAGUAAAAGAUCAGUGUUUUGGUGUUGAUCCUAAUGUAAGAGAAUGUGCCUUUCUACUACAGAGAUUAGACUAUGCAGAUAUACUAUCUAUCACCAUGACUAAGGAGUUUUGUUUGUCGAUAUUAGAAGAGUGUAUAGCACUAGGAGCCUACAGAUCAAUAGUUCGAUAUAACAGAGAUAAAGAAAGUUUACCAACUAACACAAAACCUGAAGCCACCAUAGAUCAACUUUUUUCUGCCGCUCAACUUACAAUGUUCCGUCAUAUAAACAAUAUCAUUAAUCAUCUACCAGUACCGCACCAACUUCUUAGCUACAGUCGAAUACAGAGUACAAAAAAUUUGCGAUAUUACGAACGUGUUGAUGACUUGUUCCAGGAUUGUGCUUGGUUUGAUAUGAACUUUCACCUUGCAUCUUCCUUAUCACAGUAUCUGAUGUGUAUUCGGAGAUUCCCAUGGGUAGCUGUCAUUCCAACAGAAUCCAUUCCUGAUAUUUGUAGAUUUUGUGUUUUAUGUAUGGAGAUGUUAAACUGGCAACUUCAUCAUAAUCAGCUACCAACAUCAGAACAGAUACAGAUGUGUUUAGAGUGUGUGGCAUUAGUUUUACAGAAUAAAGAUUUUACCGCGAUUAUUGGUCAGAGUGAAUAUAGUACAUAUGUUAGUGCAAUAACUUCUUCAGUUUAUCAACUAAUUUCUUCAUUGGUGGUAUUACCUGGUGAAAAAGUUUAUGUUUUACCACAUAAAGACAGACAUGAGGAAAGUGAAGAUGAUGAAUCGAUACACCUUAUUACAUCAUGUGAUCAAAUCUCAGAAUUACUUCAGUGUUUGAAAACUAGAUUACGACCAAAAUCAACAGAAACCCAGAAACUACCACCAUUCCUUGCUUCACCAAUCAGAAACAUUGUAACAGGGUUAGCCAGAUUGCCAUUAGUAAAUUCCUAUGCCAGAGUUCCACCUCUGGUAUGGAAAUUGGGAUGGUCGCCUUCACCAACAGGAAACCUUAAAACCCAAUUGCCUCCACUGCCAGUAGAUUUUCUACAAGAGAAAGAUGUUCUGGAAGAGUUUGUGUUUAGGAUAAAUACCCUAGGUUGGGUGAGUCGCCACCAGUUUGAAGAAACAUGGAUGAGUUUAUUGGGUGUUUUAAAUCCAGUGUCAUUGACAGAUACUAAUCAGCUCUCUCCUGAGGAGGAAAUUGAAAGAAGUCAAGGAAUGGUUAUUGCUGUGAAAGCUAUUACAUCACUAUUAUUACAAUCAACGUUAAUACCACAAGCUGGUAACCCUGGUAACAGUGUCUAUGAGAUCCGUCCUAGAGAUAAACCACUUGCAUUUUUACAUACUAGAUGUGGUAAGAAGUUGGUGAUCAUUCGUGGUUUAAUUGAGCAAGAAAUAUGUAAUCUUUGUUCCAAUAAAUCAGAUCGACAAACUCAUCACUCCAACAGUCGCUCCACAAGACGUCUAGAUUCAUAUAGUUCCGAACUCUUUGAAGAUAAUCUGGAACGUAAAGUUGGAUCAGAAAAUUUUAGUCUUGGACAGAUUUCAUUAGAGGGCAUCUGGUCAGUGGUAGGAUGUUUAGAAACAACACAUUCUGAAAGUGAUACAACAGAUUCUACAGAAAGUCCGCAACAUGACAAGAAAAAACCUCAGAUUCCUCUAAUAGCCUUAGAAAAUAAAGAUCGCUCUGUGUCUGUCAAUGGUUUGGAUAUUAAUUCCUGUUUACAGUUUUUAUCAGAAUUAUAUGGUCCUUGGUUAUCUCCAGAAACAGGUUCCAAACCACCAUUAAUGUUACUCAAUGCCGUAGUCAAAUCUAUGUUAAGCUUAUCUGAUUUAUUUAUGGAGAGAGAACAGUUUGAGAUGAUGUUAGAUACAUUUUUAGAUUUAUAUAAAGUCCAUCCUGCUGAAGAUGAGAUAUUGUUACAGUAUCUAAUAGUUGGUAUUUGUAAAGCAGCUGCAGUUAUUGGUGUGGAUUCUGCAACAGCUGAGCGAUUAAUAAAAAUAGUUGAUGCUGGAUUACGUACAACACAUCUACCUAGUAAAAUAUCAUCUCUACAUGGAAUAUUAUAUAUACUAGAAACAAGUACUUCUGAAUUAACUAAAUCGUUACUACCACUUAUUACAGAUUUCCUUAUAAAACAUCUCUCAGCAGUUACAUCGGCAUAUAUAACCAGUGAUCAGUUCUCUUUAACUAUGUGGUCUACAGCUUUUUAUGUGAUGGAGAAUUAUCAUGAGGAUAUUAAAGAUGGGGAUUUCCCAUCUAAAAUAAUGCAGUUGGUGGUGAAUACAGCAUCAUGUAGUGAAGACAGUAUAUCAACAUCAGUAUUUAUAACUUUGAUGAAAGGUCUAGAGAGAUUAUUGUUAGCUGAUGUUUUAUCGAAAUCAGAAUAUGAAACAAUAAUUAAACUUAGUUUAGAUAGGUUAUGUCUUCCUAGUCCCCAGAGGGCGUUAGCAGCUUUAGGUCUAAUGUUUACAUGUAUGUAUUCAGGAAAAAGUUUAGAUGGCUAUAGUCCUAGACCACGAGAAACGCAGCCAUCAUUUUCUGAUGAGGCUCUUGAUAUGAUUUGUCAAGAUUCUGAGUCUCUGAUUCUAGCUAUGGAAAGAGUUACGGUUCUUUUUGACAGAAUAAAGAAAGGUUAUCCUUACGAGGCUCGUGUUAUUACUCGUCUUCUACCAGCAUUUCUCUCGGAUUUUUUCCCACCACAAGAUAUAAUGAAUAAGGUUAUUGGGGAAUUCCUCUCCAGUCAGCAGCCAUAUCCUCAGUUAAUAGCCAAAGUUGUCUUUCAGGUUUUUAAUAAUCUUCACCUACAGAAUCAACAGAAAUUAGUGCGAGACUGGGUGAUGCUGUCUUUAUCAAAUUUUACCCAGAGAUCACCUAUUGCCAUGGCGAUAUGGAGUCUAACUGCUUUCUUUAUCAGUGCUUCAACAAAUCCAUGGCUUAAAGCUUUAUUUCCACAUGUUAUAGAACGCAUGGGCAAGAUGGAGGUGGUAGAUAAACGUCUCUUUUGUCUCUCAGCCAUAGAUUUUUAUCGACAAUUAACAGAAGACUCCCAAAAAAGAGCUUUUAUAUCAACAUUCCAAGCUGUGGUCCAAUCAGACACUCCGUAUCAAACGCUCUUAAGUUCACUUUCAUCAUAAUGAUAAUAAGCAUAAAUAAAAAAAACACAUUCGAUCGACGACUAAUUCCUCAGUUUCAUCCUGAUACACCCAGACAUUUCACUUAUUAUAAAAACUUAAACCAUUUUUACCUAGUGUUUACAUUUUUACUGUUCACAAUUAGAUGCCGUAAGUAUAUCGAUUCAUUUCUUUGAAUUGUAAAAUGUGGUGUCUUUUACUAUUGUAUUGUUUAUGUAGUAACUAGCUGAUCAUGCAUUUGAUUCUUGUCUUUCAUAUAUAGUGGCGCUAUCACGACAAAAUUUCCCCCAUAACACACUGUAUGGCAUAUGUCAAUCUUCAUUAGCCCAGUCGGAACAGAACAGUAGGAAGUUAAGCCUCAUUUCAUUUCAUAUAUUGGCGUUUGAAGCGUAAUAAAUAUUCUAAUUAUCGGAUAAACCUGGCUUUAAACAACAUGUCAUGUUUGAAUUAAAUUCAUGAAGUGGGCUCAUCAAAUUUUUGGAAUAUUGCUUUGUAAUGGCAGUGACAUACAUGUGCUGUAUGUUUAUAAGAAUAUUUCACACAUUUAGAUAUCGCAUCAUAGAAUCCUUAAAACAGUUUGAUAUAAUGUACUAGAAAGCUACCAAAUUCCUUUGUAGAAUUCAUUAAAAUGAUGCGAUAUCAUGUAUUAGAAAGGUCAUGCAGCUAACUAAAUCCUUUGUAGAAUUCCUUAAACCAAUACAAUUUCAUAAGGUCUGUCAUUGAGUCAGGUGGCAUGGUUUCGAUUCCCCACUUGUAGUGACAAGGAUUAGGAUUACCUGUCAAACCUCAUGGGUUUUUCCUGGAUCCUCCGGUUUCAUCCCACUGCUAAAGAUCCCUACACGCAAGCGAAUUAUUGAAAUAAAAUUGAACCAUAUGUUUGUCCCGAAAUGACCUAGUUUGUAUCAAGUGGACGUUACACUCUAUUUCUCGCUCUCUCUCUCUCUAGAAAGGUCAUACAGCUACAAAAAAAUCUUUUGAACUGUUGUAUUGCUUUCCAAGAUUAUUAAUACCAGUAUUAGAUUUAGUCUUUUUCAAAUUGAUCUCAAUGAUAAACUUAAAUUGUCAUACGACUCUAAUUUGAUUAUCAAUAAACUUAAAAAUGAAUUUAAACCACUAUUAAUGAUUGCAUGAAAUGUUUAACUUUUGUAUUUUUUUUUCUGGUUUAUUACAUUUUUUAAUAUCAUUUUAAAGCAUCCAUGCUUAAUUUCUAAACCUAAUAUCUUUAUUAUCAUUUACAUUGAUAUUCUGGAAAUAUGACAUUGUAAUGAUUUUUUUUUUUUUUUUAAUAUUGUAUCAUAAAUGUACAGGAAUUUACUAAGAUCAAUGUAUUAUAUAUAUAUAUAUAUAUAUAUAUUUAGUAUCGCCAAAAAUAUUAUAUGGCUUGUUAUUCUCUUCUACUAUCACUCAGGAUUCCUUUGGAAUUUCUGUGACCACCACCUUGGACAUCAUGCAGGGCCUUUAUUUGUAGAUAUCAUCAAUAAAGCGUUUGAUUGGUAAAAAAAAAUUGUGAAAAAAAUCAGACUGUUCACCUUGAAAGUCUUCCGCAUUGCAAAAUAGUCCAUUGGAUCUCUUGUAGUCCAUCUUUGAUAAUCAAGGCUACAAUAUGUGGAGAUCACCACUGUGAAAGCUCAAACAUGUGCAUGAUUGUAAAAUAUAUAACAUAUUAUUGCACUGAUCAGUUAUUGCAGCGAAUGCUGUAACUGUGGGCUGUUUGUGCAAUGGUGUGUCCAUGGAGAUAUUAUUUCUUUGGUGAUUGCUAUACAAGGUUUUGUAUAAUCUAAGUCCUAAACAGAAGGUUUUGUAUAAUCGAAGUCCUAAGUACAAGCUUUGUACAAUAGGUUUGUCAAUGUGAGUAUAUGGAAAGAGAUGGACCAUUACCAUCAAAAUUUACCAGUAAUAAGUUAAUGAUCUUGCCAAUUAAGUGAAGAGUAAAAGUACAGAGAAUGGAUUGAUAAUAUUAUGCUAAUUGUUACAGUAUAUUUAUUUUGUUUGUUGUUAUUGUUAUUAUUAUGUUUAUUAGUAGGGACAUGUGUAAUUAUAUUAUUAUUAUUAUUAUGACUGUAAAGCAUUAUGGUAUAUAUGUAUAUUGAUUAAUAUUUGUGGUUUAUGUACGGUAAUAAAAGCACAAUUCUUGUUUGACUGACUGACAGUGUAAUUAACCGACUGCAGAACAUAUAUACCUGUCCGUCAAAUUAAAAGAAUUUAACCUUACACAACAACAAAUAUAGUUAAAUUUAUCUACGAUUACAAAUGAUGUGGUAAUUUUAAGUCAUCUUUUCACUUUCCAUGUUGAAUUAAACUAUCAACAGCUGUGAAAAUUAUUUACUAUAUAACUAUUAAUAACCCCAUGGUUUCCAGCUAGCUUUGGGGGGUUGGAUGGCCAAAUGGUUAGCACCUGUGCGCUGUAUCAAAACGUCUGUCAUUGAGUCAACUGUAUGGUCGCCUGUCCAACCUCGUUAGUUUUCUCCGUUUCCUCCAGUUUCCUCCCACUGCUAAAGACCCCUACGUGCAAGCGAAUUAUUUAAAUAAAAUUAAACCAUAUGUUAGUCCCAAAAUGACCUGGUUUGUGUCAAGUGGACAUUAAAACCCAUUUCUCUCUGUCUCUCCCCAGCUAGCUUCAUCAAGUUGUGGUCAUGAAUGGCUGAUUCCCGUUAUGAAUGUCAAAGCAAUUUAAUAGCACUUGAAAGCUUAAUGGCCCAUAUGGGCCUAUUUUAAUGCUUUAUGUUCCAAAGAAUGUCCAUGUCAUGUUUUAUACAGUUCAGUUCUAAAACCACUGAGAAAUAUGAUUUCAAAUAAACUGUCCAGGAGAGAAUAGUGAACACUGUUGGUACUUAGUCUUAGACCCUGUGGGAUACCAGUUAGCACCACAAGGUAAAAAAUAAGAUGGUUGUACAAAAGCGGCAAUAUGAACAUUUUUCACAUUGCACGGAUUCCAUUUUUUUCAAAUAAAACACUGUGAGGAGGAGGGGGGUUCAAUAGUCCGUGGGUGCACUAGUACGCCGCUGUAAGAAAUACUAUAAAUAUGGGUAUCAAUAAACCUAACCCUAUAACCCAACCCUAACCCUAAUAAUAGAUAUUGGUGGACUACUCAACCCGCGGACUAGUGAGCAUUCUCUGUGAGGAGCAUGUAUAAUGUGAUGGAUUACCUGUGAUGACAGUUUCCCCCUGAACUGUAUAAAAUGAUCUGUAUUUUAUGCCAAGCUUGUUGUUUAUAUGUAAAUGUAAGAACAUGUAAUUGUACAUAUAGUAUUGAAUGUGAAAUAUAUUACGCAAUUAGUGUACAGUAUGACAUUUUAUUCGUUAAUACAACCUUAAUGGAUUAGUUAUUAAUUAAACUUGUAGGGAUCGUCGCACAAUUUCAACACUUGCUUCCAAAAGAAUAACACGUGGGAGAAAAUGAAAAAUUAAAUGUCAGUUAUUUUGUUUUAAACUCGGAUCUGUUUCAACAGAAGAAGGGAAUGUGAGGUGAUCGAUCGAGAUUUUUCCAUGGGUUAUCCGUUGAGACCCAAGUGCUGAAAUUUUGCGACGGUUCCUUAUGUAUGUUAUUUUUCCCCAAAUGUUUGUAAAUGAACAGGAAUGAAAUGUGACGCUUUAAACUAGAUGUAAAUUAAAUAAAUCUAGAGUAAUGGGUUACCCACUUUCUUUUUAAAUCUUAACAUUCCAUACAAACAUUUACUCUGGUUAAUACAGGUCACAAUUCUGUGGAAUACAAUUAGUGCUUAUUACUGAGCGACGUUUCCACUAGGCUGCUGUAGUCAUUAUCAAGUCUAGAAGCCUAGUCGAAGUCGCUCAGUAAUAAGCAGUAAUUGUAUUCCAUAGAAUUGUGACCUGUAUACUCACAGUUCAAUUACUAAAUUACAAUUUACUGUGGUUAAAUGUGAUAGUAUGAUGGAUUUUCUUGUUCUAUUGAAUAUGUCACUACCAGCUUUACUUACUUCUUAGUAAUAAUUCUUCUUACAAGUACUUCAGAUUUGGUACAGUUGUUAAACAUACUUUAAGGACAUUGCCGGGUUUACCCUUUGGCUUGGUAGGUGGAAGCACUGGGACCUCAAGAUCUAGGGGUACUCCGGUCGAAGUUUAUACUAUUUUGACACUGUCAUAAGCCUUUCUUACACAUAAUGUAAUCUUAAUUAACAUCCGCCAUCGUCCUCGGUUUUGUUACAUUGUGUAUUAAACCCAUUUUCAUCUUCUGUAAGUAUUACGGGAUUAGGAUGGGUCUCAUUAUAUAGUAGAAUAGCAUAUGACCUCUUGUCAACUAAAUCCAGUUCUGCUUAAAGCAAUCAUAUUCUAAUAAUAUUACCCUUUCUUAAAUGUUUUUUUUUUAUAUAUAUAAUUCAUUAAAUUUAAUUGGCAAUUGCUUUAUCUGACAUUGUAAUAUGAUAAUCAUAUGACAACUGUAAAACGGGAGGUAAGACAUUGUUAAGAAUACACAAGAUGAGUUUUACUGAGAACAAAUUAAUAUGUUAGUGGUGUAUAUAUUAUGUGAACUAUUUAUGGCAUAUCAUCAAGAUAACCCUUUUUUUUUUUAAAUCAUGUCACUUAAUUGUAAGACAGUAAAUAAAUUAUUCAUCAUUAAAAUAGCAGUGUUUUAAUGUCAUCAAAUUUGUAUUUAGCAUAUUUUUUAUUCACUAGUCUAGUCAUAUCCAGUGAAACUACAGGGGGCAUUUGUUUUACCAAAUGGCAUAAGUUCAGGGUUUAAUGUCCGCUUCCACCAAAGUUGUAUUAUCUUUUGAUGUUUACGUUAAUGAAGUGAAGAAAUUUAUAGAAUGUCAGCCAUUUCUCCUAAUUUCAUGAGUUAUUGCCCUUGAUCACUUUUGACGAUAUUGUGAGCCCUCUGGUGACAAAAAUUAUAUCAUCCGAUCUUUUGAAAUCUUGGUUUGUUGGGAACUUGCCAAAAACUAGGAUAUUUAAAACUAUAAUGUAGUUCACUCUUCUUAAACGCUCUGUGGUUAUUAUUGUGUGGUAUUGUUGGUGUGUAUAGCUUUCACUGCAGAUGUAUUUGUUCCAUCAUACUCGUACUCCUGGCCAGAUUAAAGGAGCUAAAUCGCUAAUAUUUGGGCCCUAGAAAAUGGCACAAAUGGAUAGCAACGCAUAUAAUAAUGUAAUAUGAAUGUAUAUAAACUA